Trichoplax adhaerens is the source of this 1353-nucleotide messenger RNA. RefSeq lists its product as uncharacterized. Bases 1 to 1353 code for a protein of 450 amino acids. The record is from RefSeq and is a predicted model, not a curated record. The transcript is spliced from 13 exons. Gene Ontology annotation, molecular function: GTPase activity. NCBI's taxonomy places the organism in Eukaryota, Metazoa, Placozoa, Uniplacotomia, Trichoplacea, Trichoplacidae.
AUGUCCAAGAAGCAACGAAUAUCUUCCAAUCCUACCGAAAAAGCCACACUAUCCUUAAAUGAGAGGAUACUACGAGAAUGCCAUGGGCUCUAUGCAGAUCAGGAUAAAGGCUUGGUUUCCAUGGCUAAAAGCCUCGAUCUGUCUUUAUUAACCCCUCGAAAUAAAAUUACAGUUUUACUGAUUGGUAAUCACUCUGCUGGUAAAUCAUCCUUUAUUAAUUGGUAUGUCGAGGAACAUGUUCAAAAAACUGGAGUUGCAAUAGAAACGCAAGGGUUUACUUUUGUUACUAGCGGCAAGAAACGUGAAACUUUAACUGGUAAUGCUACUUUACAUUUAUAUCCGCACUUUAAACCCCUACAAAGAUUCGAAGGCGUAGUAGAAUAUUUGACAACGGAAAUUUCUACUUCUAAGCAAAAGAAAUUCUCCGUAAUUACGUUUAUUGAUACUCCUGGCUUAGUGGAUGGCGAUAUGUUGUAUCCAUUUGAUGUAGACAAAACAAUCGAAUGGCUAGGCAACAUGGCAGAUUUGAUUUUUGUCUUUUUUGAUCCAAUUGGUCAAGCUCUUUGUAAGAGAACACUCAAUAUUGUUCAAACUUUAAAUGGUAAGCAUGGAGAUCGCCUUCGAUUUUAUUUAAGUAAGGCAGAUACAGCCGGGACAGAAACGGAUAGGCAGGCAAGUUCUACACGGGUUAUGAUGCAAAUUACUCAAGAACUAUGCAAACGGCCUGGAUUAAAUAAGACAGGGUUUGAUAUGCCGACAAUUUAUGUACCGUCUAUGACCUCAGGCAAGCCUAUAAGAUGUGAGAAUCAAAUUGAAGAUGUUUGCAAAACUGUGGAGAAGACAAUUAGCCAGACGAUUCAAAAUACCUUAAAUUCAUUGGAAAAAGACUGCCAAAAAAUUGCAGAUGCUGUAGACGAGAAGCUUCGGAUUAAUGCUGAAAAUUCAUCGUACAACCUAAAAGCCCGUGGCAAAGGAUUCAUUUUCGGAUUUUUUGGUUUAACAUUGCCGUUGUUAAUUUUGGUUGCAUGGCUUACAAGCUUGCCAGUCAUUAAUAAAGUUCUUGGUUCUGAAUUAACAGAUACACUAAAGUCAUACCUGGUAUGUACUAUGAAUUUUGAAGGAAUACAAAACAAACUUAUUAAUUAUUUUCAUUGUGGUAUCCUUCUUCUAUUGGAUACUGAUUAUAUAUUGUACAUGCGUUGUUGUUAUAGACUGAAAGACACAAUGUCACGCAAACAAAUUCGACGCAUGAUGGAAGUUCAAAGUUAUGUAACUGGUCAUGUGAAGACUAAAAAAGAACAACUAUAUCAAGAAUAUCUAACUCAAAGUAUCGGUUCAACAGACCUGUCUUAA